Molecule: messenger RNA, 1138 nt
Organism: Capsicum annuum
Lineage: Eukaryota; Viridiplantae; Streptophyta; Magnoliopsida; Solanales; Solanaceae
Product: probable glutathione peroxidase 4
Exons: 6
Coding region: 287-799 (170 amino acids)
Biological process (GO): response to oxidative stress
Molecular function (GO): glutathione peroxidase activity
Source: RefSeq, a predicted model, not a curated record
UCAUAAAAUAAGCGGGGGUCAAAAUUGAAAAGGACCAAUCUUAAUGGUCAUUUUUGUAAUAAACAUAAAAAUUUGGUGAAACAUAAAUUGGUCCUCACAGUAAUGAUUUAGAGAAAGUGACGAGCAAAGAAGGUAAUAAAGAUGCCAACCACAUUCACAUUCAUACCAUCCAUUUACCGCAGAAGGCAAAAGCUGUAUUUAUCUUUGGAACAAGUAGUCAAUGGUAUAUCUUGUUAAACCCAACCAAUUCUGGGGGUAGACUUAUAAUUUGCGUUGACAGGAAAAAAUGGGGGCUUCUAAAUCAGUUCCACAGAAAUCAAUCCAUGAAUUCACUGUCAAGGAUAUAAAAGGGAAAAAUGUAGACCUAAGUAUCUACAAGGGCAAAGUGCUUCUUGUCGUUAAUGUUGCCUCCAAAUGUGGAUUCACAAGCACCAAUUAUACCCAAUUGUCUCAACUCUACAACCAAUUCAAGGAUCAAGGUUUUGAAAUCUUGGCCUUCCCCUGCAACCAAUUUUUGAAGCAAGAGCCUGGUACGAGUCAGGAAGCUCAAGAAUUUGCUUGCAUAAGAUUUAGUGCAGAAUAUACCAUUUUCCAAAAGGUGCGAGUGAAUGGUUCAAAUGCGGCACCAGUCUACAAAUUCCUUAAAGCAAGCAAAGGUGGUUUUCUCAGUUCCAGCAUUAAAUGGAAUUUCACCAAGUUUUUGGUUGAUAAGGAGGGGCAAGUUGUCCGACGCUAUGGCUCAACCACUCCACCAUUAUCAAUCAAGGCAGAUAUCCAGAAAGCAUUAGGGGAGAAUUGAGAAGGUUGUGUCUAGUAAAGAGGACAGUAGGAUAAGCUUUCUGACAAACUCUAUUUGCUAAUAGUUGGUGUGCUCUCAAGUUUCAUUCCUUUUUGGUGAUGGUUUUUAGCCUUCGUUUGAAGGAUUUAUGUGCUGCAACCCCUAAUAUUGUACAUUAUGUAUAUUAGCUUGAAGUUUUUAGUUAUUCCACUGUCUACUGCACUUGCACUUUCCUCAGCAUCUUUUUGUAUGUAAACUGAUAUUAUAAUUAUUAUAACUUUAUACUUAUAAGAGAGAAUAAGAUAAGAUUUGGUAGUCAUCACAAAAAUAUUUAUAUAAUGGAAUUACUACAUGUGUCUA